AUGAUUGGAACUGCUACCCCAAGAGACAAAUUUUUGGCUGAAUUCCCAAGUUUGGUCGAGGAAUUGAAAUCCAUUUUGACCAACUAUGGUAUGCCUGCGGAGGCUGUGUCAUGGUACGAAAGCUCGUUGCAACACAAUACGCCAGGUGGGAAACUGAACCGUGGGUUGUCUGUUGUGGAUACUUAUGCCAUCCUGAAGGGGUUUUCGUCAAUUGACGAACUUUCCACCGAGGAAUACAAGAAACUGGCGAUUCUUGGGUGGUGUAUCGAGCUGUUGCAAGCGUACUUCUUGGUUGCAGACGACAUGAUGGACCAGUCCAUUACAAGAAGAGGCCAGCCUUGCUGGUAUAAGAUGCCCAACGUCGGGGAUAUCGCUAUCAACGAUGCGUUCAUGCUAGAGGCAGCCAUUUAUUCCCUAUUGAAGAACCACUUCAAACAAGAGAAGUACUACGUCGACUUGCUAGAGUUGUUCCACGAGGUUACUUUGCAGACGGAGUUGGGCCAAUUGUUGGACUUGAUCACCGCACCAGAGGACCACAUCGAUUUGAACAAAUUCUCGCUGGCCAAGCACUCGUUCAUUGUGAGAUUCAAGACCGCGUAUUAUUCGUUCUACCUGCCUGUUGCGCUGGCCAUGUACGUUGCCGGCAUCACGGACCCUAAAGACUUGCAACAAGCUCGAGACGUCUUGAUCCCAUUGGGCGAAUACUUCCAGGUCCAGGAUGACUACUUGGACAACUUUGGUACCCCAGAACAAAUCGGAAAGAUCGGUACCGAUAUCCAGGACAACAAGUGCUCCUGGUUGAUUAACAAAGCGUUGGAGAUUGUGACCCCUGAACAACGGAAACUGUUGGACGAGAACUACGGCCAAAAGGAUGCCACAUGCGAGGCCCGUGUCAAGAAACUGUACGACGAGCUGAAAUUGGGCGACUACUACCACGCCUACGAAGAACAAACUGCAAAGGACAUCACUGCAUUGAUAUCCAAGGUAGACGAAUCUCGCGGCUUCAAGAAGGACGUGUUGACCGCUUUCUUCAAGAAAGUCUACAAGAGAAGCAAAUAA
Molecule: messenger RNA, 1059 nt
Organism: Huiozyma naganishii CBS 8797
Lineage: Eukaryota; Fungi; Ascomycota; Saccharomycetes; Saccharomycetales; Saccharomycetaceae
Gene: ERG20
Product: bifunctional (2E,6E)-farnesyl diphosphate synthase/dimethylallyltranstransferase
Exons: 1
Coding region: 1-1059 (352 amino acids)
Biological process (GO): trans, trans-farnesyl diphosphate biosynthetic process
Cellular component (GO): cytoplasm
Molecular function (GO): (2E,6E)-farnesyl diphosphate synthase activity; dimethylallyltranstransferase activity
Source: RefSeq, a predicted model, not a curated record